Molecule: messenger RNA, 1286 nt
Organism: Schistocerca nitens (vagrant locust)
Lineage: Eukaryota; Metazoa; Arthropoda; Insecta; Orthoptera; Acrididae
Product: nucleolar protein 58
Exons: 5
Coding region: 1-1047 (348 amino acids)
Source: RefSeq, a predicted model, not a curated record
AUGCAGACAUCGCCAUGUGGGCACCGGGUGGUGUGCCGCAAGUGCUUCGUCAAGACCAUCCAGAUGGCGGUCUCGCAGCGCCUGCUGCCGCUGCGCUGCGUCAUCUGCAGGGCCAAGAUCCUGCGCCUCAAGCAGAGCGGCGGUGGUGGCGGGGGCGGCGCCGGCUCGCUGCACCACCAUCACCACCACCACCCGCACCACCCCCAUCAGCAGCCGCAGCAGCAGCACCCCGCGGCCUACGGCGCCGGCCUGCCCUGGGGCGUCAUGCCCAGCUCCGCGUCACAGUACUCCGUCGGCAGCUCCGUGCCCAACUCCGAGUCGCUCUACUCCAUGACAUCGGGCUCGUCUUCCCUCUCAGGUGUGUCUUCCGUGAGCUCUGCGACGACGAGUAGCGCAGGCAGCAGCGGCAGUGGCGUGGCGGCGGCGGCGCGCGUGGGGCUCGGCUUCCCGCGGCAGCCCACCGGAUCCUUGCGGCGCUCGCAGGCGCACUCCAUGAAGCUGCGACUGCAGGAUUACAAAGAGCCCGCGGCGCGCCCGGUCCGUGAGCCCGAGCACCGCCUGCCGCCCAUCAAGGAGUUCCAGCGGGAGUUCCGCGCCUGCAAGGAGCGCACCGCCUCCUCCUCCUCAACCAGGAUACGAUGCGCACAAAAAAUUGUCACUCAGUUGGAGACUACACCUGUGAAUAGAACCUCAAAGUCUAGUUAUUUCCGUUCACCUCUGAAACCUGCAAAUAAGGAGGACAAAAGGAGAAGUGAAAAGUGGAAAGAUGAAAGGAAAAAAGAAGACCGAAAAGACAAUGAAGAAAAUUUGGAAAACAAGAAGAAGGAAGAAAAGAUGAAUAAGAAGGCAGAGAAGAAAGAAGCAAAGCUGGAGAAGAAAGCAGAUAAGAAAGAGGAGAAAAAAGAAGCUAAAGCUGAGAAGAAGGAAAAGACAGAAAAGAAAGAAAAUAAAAAGGAAGCUAAGGCUGAAGCAAAGGAAAGCAAGAAGGCAGCAAAGGCAGAAAAGAAGAAAGAAAAAUCCAAGGCAGAGAAAAAAGAAAAAGAUUAGUUACAAAAUAGAUUAAAGAAAGACUUUUGAAUUUUAGAGAUAGAUAUUCGAGUGAGUAAUUUACUUGUAUAUGAAUUUUUACAUCUAGUUUUAUUUUUAAUGACUAAUGCUCAUAUGUAUUGAAAAACCUCCUUAUCAGUCUAAAUCCCAUAGACGAAACAGCAUCAGGAAAGAUUUACUUCAAUAUAAGGUCAUUUUAUAAUAGUCAGGAAACAAUUUUAUCAGAAGUUUUGCACAAG